AUAAAAACAUAACCUAAGAAAGUUGGCUGUAGCAAUUACUUCAGCAAAUGAAUCACAUCCGACCUUCUAAAGUAAAAAAUUGCCACACUAUACAAACAUAACAUUUAUUAUGUUUAGUAAAAGCCACUCAAAUUUUCGGGCGACGCCGUGACACAACUGUUUUCGGAUUUUUUUUCGCCUUUGUUUUCGAAUAUUAGCAAAAAAUGACUGUAACUUAUAACGCGGAGGUCGCGACUGUGCGGGGUUUAGGAUGUUUUUUAAAAUUAUUAUUAAGAUGGCGGGGGAGUCUGUACAAAUUAGUGUGGCUAGAUUUGGCCCUUUUUUUAGGAAUAUAUUACAGUUUAAAUUUUAUAUAUAGAUUUGCUUUAGACAAUGAGGGAAGAGUGUUUUUCGAACACGUAGUAAGAUACUGUGCUGACAAUGCGAAUUUGAUACCCCUAUCAUUCGUGUUAGGUUUUUACGUUACCGUCGUCAUGAACCGCUGGUGGAGCCAAUACAGGGCGAUCCCUUCGCCCGAUCCUCUGGCAGUGUUCGUCAGCGCCACCGUGCACGGUCACGACGAACGCGGUCGAGUCAUGCGAAGGACCAUCAUGCGGUACAUUUGCCUCUGCGUGACGAUGGUGUUCACGAUGAUCUCGCCCAGAGUGAAGAAGCGCUUUCCCACGUUGAAUCACUUCGUCGACGCCGGUCUGUUGCAGCCCAGCGAAAAGGAGAUCAUGUCCGAUUUGAACGACAAGUUCCCCAAGCAUUCCAAGCAUUGGCUACCGCUGGUCUGGGCGUCCAGUAUAGUGACUAGGGCGCGCAAAGAGGGCCGCAUCCGGGACGAUUUCGCCGUCAAAACCAUCAUCGACGAGAUUAACAAGUUCAGAGGACAGUGCGGGUUGUUGUUGACCUACGAUCAUAUAAACAUUCCAUUAGUAUAUACUCAGGUCGUCACAUUGGCCGUAUACAGUUAUUUCCUGACCAACAUCAUGGCGCACCAAGACACGUCGGACAGCAAAUAUAAAAUCGACUUGUACUUUCCCAUAUUCGCCACGCUGCAGUUCUUCUUCUACAUCGGUUGGUUAAAAGUGGCCGAAUCGAUGAUCAACCCGUUCGGCGACGACGACGACGAUUUCGAAAUAAAUUGGAUGGUCGAUAGAAAUCUGCAGGUGGCCUAUCUAAUAGUGGACGAAAUCCACCACGACCACCCGGAGCUGGUGAAGGACCAGUACUGGGACGAGGUGUUCCCGCAGGAGCUGCCCUACACCGAAGCCGCCCGCGCCAUCAGAGACGCCCAUCCGCUACCCUCAACGGCGAACAUAGCCACCAGGCCGAAGGACAUGGAGCUGGUGGGCGGCAACCAGGACCUCUAUCCCUCCCACAAGAUGGACGACAUGCAAUCGUACGUGGGCUUGGACGGCGGGCCCAUCACGUUCACGGCGAAGCAGCGGAAGAACUCGUUCAAGUCGCGCGGCUCGCAGAGCUCGCUCUUCGGCAAAUCCGUACCAGACUCCAUGUCGCGCCACAAUUCCGUCACCAACAUGCUGAAGCGGUUCUUCAGCAAGGACGACGGCAAUCGGACGGACGCCAAAGUGGAGGCCAACGAAUUGAACAAUCUGGUGCCCAGCCAGCCGGCGGCGCCCAAACCGGCGGGUAGCGUGAAGAAAAUCACCCAAGAGGUCAUCGAAGAGGUCGACGAGCAACAAACUAUAACAUCCCAACGGUCCAAUCGGGAAAACCGGCCCACCGUAAUGGAUAUUUUCGGACCACCGUCGCCUUCUACGCCCAUAGACGUGCCGGCGAGUCACAGCUACCACAUGGAGCCGAACAUUUUCGAUCCAUUCGAGCACAUUUCGAGAUCGGCGCCGGGCACUUCGAACGACGGGGACGGGCUGGGGGUGGAUGAUGCCGAUAAAGUGAGUAUAGGUGGAUCGGCGACCGACGAGGAUGACGACGACGAGUUCAGCAGGUUGAAGAGGAUGCGCGAACAGGAGAGGCUUAGCAGCCGCAACCAAGUGCUCCCACUUCCCGAUAUUUUCGAAAACGUAAUCGACUAUCGGUAUUUCGGGCACGACGACGUCCUCCAGCCCGGAACUCACUAUCCCGUUUCUGAUACCGGUGGCGUUGCCGCGCUGGAAGGCGCUCCUCCGGGCGCCCGCAACAGGUGAUAACAGCCUUUUCGAGGCGAUUUUCCUCAGGAGAGACAUGGCGCGCUUGGAAGGACCGACUACCUGCCCGCACCGACUGUUUACUUAGUGUACCCGGUUGUGUAAAAUACACAUCCAGUUAUACAGCCAGUCGAGAUGAAUGUACUUCGACCAGAGGUGGGGUCUCAUAUUACUAAAUAUAAAU
This is a messenger RNA of Phyllotreta striolata, 2334 nucleotides long. Lineage: Eukaryota; Metazoa; Arthropoda; Insecta; Coleoptera; Chrysomelidae. The record is from the annotation of a GenBank genome assembly.